Messenger RNA from Danaus chrysippus (African queen), 204 nucleotides. The record is from the annotation of a GenBank genome assembly. Lineage: Eukaryota; Metazoa; Arthropoda; Insecta; Lepidoptera; Nymphalidae.
AUGCAACGAGCACAAAGAGGCUAUAUUUUUGAGAAAGGCGCGGGAGGUAAGCGGGAGUGCGGGGGCGAGGAGCACGAUGGGCUCGGAUUACAGCGGCCAUCUGCCACUGAACAGUACAAUCAACCUAACGAGUGCGUUUGCGAUGGAUUAAAGCCUAAUACCGCUGCGAACAAUGCCGCUGGCGCCCUUUAUCAGCACAUUUAG